Messenger RNA from Pseudonaja textilis, 451 nucleotides. Lineage: Eukaryota; Metazoa; Chordata; Lepidosauria; Squamata; Elapidae. The record is from RefSeq and is a predicted model, not a curated record.
AUGGCACCCCCUUUCCAUCCAGGUUCCCUGGGUGUCCUGGGUGGUGGAUGGGGGGCACCCCAUCGGGCGGGGCCUGGGUCUCGGGGGCUUCUCACCGUGGUUCCCCUGCUGGGAUGUGGUCUCUUCCAGCUGACAAAUGCAUCCAGAACAUCUACCAGGAGUUCUGCCUGGGGAAACCCCGCAAGUAUUCGGGCAUCAUGGCGGAGUUGCUGGUCCAGGCUGAGCUGCCCCUCGACUCCAUCAAGGCCAACGUCACCGAGUUAACGGCCGGCGGGGUGGACACGACGGCCAUGCCCCUGCUCUUCACCCUCUUCGAGCUGGCCCGCAACCCGCAGGUGCAGACGGCCAUCCGGGAGGAGAUCCGGGAGGCGCAGGCGCAGGGAUCCAGGGAGCUCUCCAAGGUGCUGAACGCCAUGCCGCUGCUCAAGGGGGCCCUGAAGGAAACGCUGAG